UCUCUCUCUCUCUCUCUCUCUCUCUCUCUCUCUCUCUCUCUCCCCCCUUUGCAUAUACAACCACAAUAUCUCCGGCUAUAUAAAUUGCAUCUUUGCUAUGCAAGAAAAUCCAAUAAACCCAUCUUCAUUGAUAACUCAAUACAACUCCACCACUUCUCUUCUCUAUCAAUCAAUCAAUCUCUAUUACAUAUACCCACAUAUAUAUAUAUAUACACCCAAAAGAAGAAGAUAGGAAGAUGUGCAAUAACAUUUCAAUACCAACUCCAUUGUACUUUGCUCUUCGCUGUCCAUCAAAGGGAAAAAAUGUUCGAGUUCACUGCUUCAAAAGCAGGAGGAGAAGAUUAACAAGAGAAGCAAGAGGGAAGGGAAUGGUUGGGGAGAGGAGAAGGGUGGAAAUAAAGAAUCUAAAGCUGUACAAGGAGAACCAGAGCAUCAUGAGAGCAAAUGAAAGGCUGAGGAAGAAAGCUCUUCUUCUCCACCAAGAGAACCAGGAGUUGUUAUUUCAGCUUCAAAACAAGUACUCUGUUCCUCAGACAGACUUUGCUCACACUCACAGUCACAGCAGCAUCUAACAAGAGCUAUUUCUUAAUUUAGAUUUAUACAUAAUUCAUUACUGCAAAGUAGAGAACUAUCAAGGAAUUAAGAAGCUUUACUUUCUUUGAUUA
Messenger RNA from Tripterygium wilfordii, 665 nucleotides. RefSeq names its product protein LITTLE ZIPPER 2-like. The transcript is spliced from 2 exons. NCBI's taxonomy places the organism in Eukaryota, Viridiplantae, Streptophyta, Magnoliopsida, Celastrales, Celastraceae. The coding region runs from base 237 to 572 and encodes 111 amino acids. The record is from RefSeq and is a predicted model, not a curated record.